Molecule: messenger RNA, 3714 nt
Organism: Myotis daubentonii (Daubenton's bat)
Lineage: Eukaryota; Metazoa; Chordata; Mammalia; Chiroptera; Vespertilionidae
Gene: MRM1
Product: mitochondrial rRNA methyltransferase 1
Biological process (GO): rRNA methylation
Cellular component (GO): mitochondrion
Molecular function (GO): RNA binding; rRNA (guanine) methyltransferase activity
Source: RefSeq, a predicted model, not a curated record
CGCCAUGCGUCCGGGCAGGAAGCGGGCUCGCGCGAACUCGGAAGCGGAGCACCCCGCGCGAGGUCGGGAACGGGGCGGUCGCGGUCCGGCUACCUGCCUCAGACAGUCUUACGGCCGGGAGUCUGGACUGUUCGUUUUUCUGUCUGAGGAGGCGGGAUGGGUGCCACAGGCUCCGUCUGGAGCGACAGCUCUCGAGGACGUAGCUAAGGGCAUCGACCAUGGCGCUGCUUCGGGCCCUCAGGGGCGCGACCUGGCGUUUUCCCGGCCAACUUGCGCGUCAGUCCUCCCGCUCGGCGCGGCCCGGGGAGCGGCCCGGGGGAGAGGAGCUGAGCCGCCUGCUCCUGGAUGACCUGGCGCCUGCCCCGCGCUCCACCGGGGGCCGGGAACUCCUGUUCGGCCUGUCCCCGUGCCUCCUGGCUCUGCGGGCCGCCCGCCGCCGCGUGGCCCGGCUCCUGCUCCAGGCCGGCAGGUCGGGGGUGCGGGGAGAGCGGGCAGAGCUGCUCCGGGCGGCCGAAGCGCGGGACAUUCCGGUUCUGUGGCCCCGGCGGCAGAAGCUGGACGCCCUGUGCCGCCACCAGGUGCACCAGGGCGUCUGCAUGGAGGUGAGCCCGCUGCGGCCCCGGCCCUGGACUGAGGCCGGGGAGGCGAGGCCCGGAGAUGACCCCCAGCAGCUGUGGCUCGUCCUCGAGAGGCUCCAGGAUCCCCGGAAUUUCGGGGCCGUGCUGCGCUCCGCUCACUUCCUCGGAGUGGACCAGGUCAUCACCAGCCGCAGAAACAGCUGCCCGCUCACUCCGGUAGUCAGCAAGGCCAGCGCGGGGGCUAUGGAGGUGAUGGACAUAUUCUUCACCGAUGACCUGGACGGCUUUUUACAGGCCAAAGCCCGGCAGGGCUGGCUCGUGGCUGGCACGGUGGGCUGCCCAGGGCCUGAGAUUUCUGGGUCCUCUGAGAUCCCCAUCACUAGUUGCUUGGAGUUCCUCUGGGACCAGCCUACUCUCCUAGUGCUGGGGAAUGAGGGCUCUGGCCUGUCCCCAGAGGUGCAAGCCUCCUGCCAGCUCCUCCUCACCAUCCUGCCUGGCCGGCAGCUGCCUCCUGGACUGGAGUCCUUGAAUGUUUCCGUGGCUGCAGGAAUUCUUCUUCACUCCAUUUGCAGCCAGAGGAAGGGUUUUCCUGAAGAUGGGAAGAGAAGGAAACAUCUCCGAGACCCCCAAGAACCCUCAGCCAUGGCUGAAGGGCCCAGAUUGCCUCAGCACCCAGGACUGUCCUCAGGAUCAGAAAGAGAGAGGCAAGACGGGGGCUGACUUGAACUGUUCAAGAUGUGUAUGUGCUGGAGGGCAGGGGAUAGGUGGCCCACGCAUCCACAUGGUGAAGUGUGUUGGAAUCUGUUACUUGAGUGUGCACCAGGCUCUGUUCAGUAAUCACUGUCUUGGGAAGCAGGGAGCUUUGCGGUGGAGACCGGAAGAAGUCCCGUUUCCUGUUUUGAGUUUGCAGUUGGAGAUGGUAGCCUGUUAAUUUCUAGGAUGUGCUAGUGGAGAGGGUAUGUUUCCUCCCAGGUCCUGCCUGGACAUCAAGGGGAAGUCUAAACAUCAGAAGGGAGUUGGGCAGCACAGUCCAGGGAUUCUAUUCCUUCGAACCAGUGUGAGAAUGUAGAGGGAGCCAAGGGCUCUUUGUGGGCCAGACAGGUGCAAAUCCAGGCUCACACCCUGCCGCACUGCGGGGCCUUGAGCACGGACUUCAUCUUUAUAUGCCUCAGAGCCCUUGUUGGCACCUCCCUCUCAGGGCUGUUGUGAGGCUCAAAUAAAACCUCAACUGGUGGGCCAUUCUGUUCGAUUCAUCCAUUAGGUGGCAGCCUUGCUCUUUAGUCCAGGGUCUUUUCGGGAAGCUCUUGCAGUCAGCUGGGGAGAUCCCUGGCCGCGGCCUCCAAGAGGCAAGGGAAAGGUUAGCAAACACCUCCCACCCCACUGGCCCUCAAGUCCCCCUGAUGGUGAGUCAGCAGUUAGUCCACCUACACGGAAGGAACCAAUGAAGCCUGGCCUUUGAUUCUGGGAGGUGGCGAGGAUAGGGGUGCUGGUUGUCAUUGGGACCGAUUUGGUACUUGUCCCUCAGGGUCCCGCAGAUGGAACAGAGGCCACAGGUGUAAGUAGUUUAGAAUGGUCUGGGAUGCACAUUGGAACCACCUGACAAGCUUUAAGAAUCAACUGACACUGGGACCGAUCCCCAGAGUCUGAUGUAGGUAGUUGGCUAGGGUGCAGCUGGGCAUCAGGAUUUGCAAAGCCUCCCCCUUCCCCACCACAGGCGUUAUGUGCAGCCCAGGCUGAGAACCUGGAGCAGGGUUUGUCAGUCUCAGCGCUGUUAACAUUCUGGGCUGGAUAAUUCUCUGUUGUGGGGACUGCUGUGCAUUGUAGGAUGUUUAGCAGCAUCCCUGGCCUCUACCUACCAGAUGCCAGUAGCAGCCCCCUUCCUCCAGUUGUGACAACCAAAAAUCUCUCUAGACCUUGCCGUAUGUCCCUGGAGGGUGGGUGGGGGAGUCACCCCUAGUUGAGAACCACUGCUCUGGAGUGUGGAUCUGGAGGACAACAACCCUAAAUUCAAAUCCUGAUUGCUGUGUGACCUGGGGCAAGUUCCUUACCUGCCUGGGCCCCAGUGCCCUCCUCGGUGAAAGGGGGUAACCCUGUCCUUCUGGAUUGCUAGGAGGAUUCAGAGGACACCAGGAACUCGGUGCCUCACGAAGAGUAGGUGCUCAGUAAAUAGUACUGCCCUUUUUCUAUGGACUGCAUUUAUCUUGGAAUUCUAAUGGUAAUGACAAUUUAGAAAGACAUUUGAAUUUGUUUAAAAAGGGCCUAGCCCUAGCUGGUUUGGCUCAGUGGAUAGAGUGUUGGCUUGCAGACCAAAGGGUCCCAGGGUCGAUUCCGGACAAGGGCACAUACCUAGGGUUGUGGGCUCCAUCCCCAGUAGGAGGCAUGCAGGAGGCAGCCAAUCAAUGAUUCUCUCUCAUCAUUGAUGUUUCUAUCUCUCCCUCUCUCUUCCUCUCUGAAAUCAAUAAAAAUAUAUUAAGAAAAACGAAAAAAAUAAAAAGGGCCUAAGUUUGCUUUAAAGUCAAAGUUGAUCCUCUCAAGAAAAGAAGAAACCCCUUCAUAAACUCCACAGAUCACCACUUUAUUGGCACUCUCCAUCCUCCCUUGAACUGUCUGUCCCCAUCUGGCACACAGGCUCUGACCUCCACUGGCACAAGUCAACCUUGGACAUACUACCUGUUUCCUCCAUCCCUGCUGUGCUCUUGGCCAAGAGCCUAGAGUGGCUUUGUACCUUGGCUGCUCUGUAGAGUCAUGGGAUCAGGGAAGGGGGUUAACUUUUAAUAUUCCAGAUCCCAAAGGCACCAGACUGAUGAAAUCAGAAUCUGUGGGGAGCAAGCCAGGUACACGCAUUUCUUGCAGCUCCCCUGCUAGUGUGCAGACAGGUUUGAGAAUCACUGUUCCUCCAGCUACCCGCUCAUAUCCAAGAAACCUCUACCAAAUCAUUCACACCGUGCUUUUGAGGGCAUGUCUGGAAGCACAUGCUAGGCAACCUUUCAUCUGUCCCUAAAGUUUUUUAGAAGAUGCUGGCUCUAGCCCUGGCUCCAUGGCUUCUUACCUAGAUGGCUUCUCAGUCUCCACACCUGUAAAAUGGAAAUGGCACCAUCAGCACCUGCUCCAGCUGCCCCCUCCCCAGCAGAGAUGU